Molecule: messenger RNA, 2066 nt
Organism: Trifolium pratense (red clover)
Lineage: Eukaryota; Viridiplantae; Streptophyta; Magnoliopsida; Fabales; Fabaceae
Product: probable amidase At4g34880
Exons: 5
Coding region: 82-1629 (515 amino acids)
Source: RefSeq, a predicted model, not a curated record
AUAGUGGCUUUAAAUUUGAUAACUAAUCACCAAGGUAGCAUUAAUGCAUUAUAUUCCAUUUUGGUUUGAACAAAUAAAAAAAUGGGAGCAACAACAACCAAAGUGUCAAUUUUUCUAAUCUUAUUUUCAGUGUCAUUUAGAGGUUUCAUCAAUGCAAAAGAUGAAUGUUUAGAGUUUGAAAUCAUUGAAGCCACCAUUGAAGAUUUACAAAAAGCCUUCACACUCACUCACCUCACUUCAAGAAAACUAGUUGACUUUUACUUGAACCGAAUCGAGCUUCUGAAUCCAAUACUUGGCGCUGUAUUGGAAAUCAACCCGGACGCGUUAGAUCAAGCAGACAAGGCUGAUCGUGAGAGACGACGAGAAGAUCGGAACCGUUCAUUGCUUCAUGGGAUUCCUGUUUUGCUUAAGGACAGUAUAGCUACCUUUGAUAAACUCAACACUACAGCAGGGUCGUUUGCUUUGCUUGGAUCAAAGGUUCCACGUGAUGCGCACGUGGUUUCUAAGCUUAGGGAUGCUGGUGCUAUUAUUCUGGGAAAAACUAGUCUUUCUGAGUGGUAUGGGAUUCGUUCUCAUACUAUGCCAGAAGCUUGGUGCGCCAGAGGUGGAUUUGCUUUGGAUCCUUAUGUGGAGUCUAAAAGUCCAUGCGGGUCUAGCUCUGGAUCUGCCAUUUCAGUGGCAACAAACAUGGUUGCAGUUUCUUUGGGGACAGAAACUGAUGGCUCCAUUAUCUGUCCAGCAGAUCACAACUCAGUAGUGGGGAUCAAGCCCACAGUUGGACUCACUAGCAGGGAUGGUGUCAUACCAAUUUCACCUCGUCAAGAUACUAUUGGGCCAAUAGGCAAGACAGUUUCGGAUGCAGUUCUUGUGCUUGAUGUAAUUGUUGGGUUUGACCCAAGAGAUUAUGAAGCUACAAAGUCAGCAGCUAAGCUUAUUCCUUCAGGUGGUUAUAAGCAAUUCCUCAAUAAACAAGGGCUCAAAGGAAAGAAAAUAGGAGUUCUGAGGAAUCCAUUUUUGAUUCCUUACAAGGGAUCCAAUGUCACUUCCAUCUUUGAGGAUCAUCUCAAUUUGUUGAGAGAAAGAGGUGCAACAGUGGUGGACAAUUUGGAAGUUGAAAAUUUAAGCAUAGUUUUGGACUCUUUUCAAAGUGGUGAAAUGAUAACCUUACUUUCAGAAUUCAAGUUAUCCAUCAACAAAUAUUUGCAGGAGCUCAUUUAUUCUCCAGUCAGGUCUCUAGCUGAGAUUAUAGAAUUCAACAUCAACAACCCCAUUUUAGAAAAGACUAAUGAGUAUGGGCAAGAUCUUUUCAUGGCAUCAGAAAUGACAAAUGGCUUUGGCAAAACUGAAAUUGAGGCAGUGAAGAUGAUGCAUCAAUUGUCAAAAAAUGGGUUUGAGAGGCUUAUAAACAAUAAUCAAUUGGAUGCAUUGUUGACCAUUGGCUCAGAUGUUGCACCAAUGCUUGCAAUUGGAGGGUAUCCUGCAAUCAGUGUCCCGGCUGGGUAUGAUAACCAAGGAAUGCCAUUUGGAAUAUGUUUUGGGGGGUUAAAGGGAACUGAACCAAAAUUGAUUGAAAUUGCUUAUGAUUUUGAGCAAGCUACAAGGGCAAGGAGGCCACCCCCUCGUUUCUAAUUCACUGGAGAAAUAUUUUGAGUGCUAUAUACCUAACUGACUUACUGAUGGAUUUGUGGUGAUUGUAAAAUUUGAAUUCUAUGAAGCAUAAAAACGACAUGGACACCGGACACCGACACGAUCACACCGAUAAUAAUUUGAGAAAAUUACAUAAUUACAUAAUUUAGUAUAGUCAUAAGUGUCGGUGUCGUGUCGGUGUUCAACACCAACACGGCUAAUAUGAGGAGUAUCUAUGUUUCAUUGGAUUUGAUUAAUAAAAGUUUUUCACGUUAAUGUAUAUCAUUUACUUUGUCGAUUAUCCUGAAGGUGUGAAGGGUUAUAAGUUGUAUAGGACGUCUCACUCGCUACACUUGCUCAAAUCCCCUCCCAUUGCCCCUCUUCGUUGUCUAAGAGUCAUACUCAAUUAUUAUAUUUCAUUUUUUACGGGAAAAAAGAAA